This is a messenger RNA of Eurypyga helias (sunbittern), 1167 nucleotides long. RefSeq names its product solute carrier family 52 (riboflavin transporter), member 3 (gene SLC52A3). Gene Ontology annotation, molecular function: riboflavin transmembrane transporter activity. Lineage: Eukaryota; Metazoa; Chordata; Aves; Eurypygiformes; Eurypygidae. The annotation marks the transcript as partial. Gene Ontology annotation, biological process: riboflavin transport. The transcript is spliced from 2 exons. Gene Ontology annotation, cellular component: plasma membrane. The record is from RefSeq and is a predicted model, not a curated record.
ACCCGGCCUUGAGCCAUGGCGCUGCUCACCCACCUCCUGGCCUGCACCUUCGGCAUGGGCUCCUGGAUGGCCAUCAACGGGCUGUGGGUCGAGCUGCCUCUGCUGGUGACGGUGCUGCCGGAGCAGUGGGACCUGCCCGCCUACAUCACCAUCAUCAUCCAGAUGGCCAACGUGGGGCCCCUCUUCGUCACCCUCAUGCACCACUUCCGGCCCGGCAUGCUGAAGGAGGUGGCUGUUAUCUACGUGGUGGUGUCCAUAGGCGUCGUGGCCUGCUUGCUCCUGGCCUUCCUCUGGAAUUACACAUCCCCCAUCGCCGGCAGGCUCCAUAGCACUGCCUUCCUGCUCCUCACCUUCUUCCUGGCCCUGGUAGACUGCACCUCCUCCGUCACCUUCCUGCCCUUCAUGAUGCAGCUGCAGCCCCAGUACCUGACCACCUUUUUCAUAGGUGAAGGGCUCAGCGGGCUGAUCCCCGCUCUCAUCGCCCUGGGCCAGGGCUCCGGCAUCUCCACCUGCGCCAACGUCACCCACGUGCUCAACGUCACCGUCGGCAACGAGAGCGUGGAGACCACCAUCUUCCAGCUGGAGACGCACUACCUCCCGGCCAACUUCUCCACCCUCGUCUUCUUCCUCCUCAUGACUGUCAUGAUGCUGGCCUGCUUGUUGGCCUUCUUCUUCCUCACCAGGCAGCCCAAGGUGUGGGAGCUCUCCCAGCAGCAGCUCUUCCGCAGCACCAUCGUGCUGAGCUCCUUUGAGCAGAUCCCUGACAAGGGAGUUGACUCGCAGCUCAGCGGAGCCUGCCCGUACCCGAAGGAUGCCAAGGGGCCCGGGGACAUCCCGCUGGAGAAGGUCUCCUACACCCUGGCUGAGCUCACCUUCAUCUACCUCCUCAUCUCUUGGGUGAGCGCCCUGACCAACGGGGUCCUGCCCUCCGUGCAGUCCUACUCCUGCCUGCCCUACGGCAACUCUGCCUACCACCUCGUAGCCACGCUCAGCUCCAUGGCCAACCCCCUCGCCUGCGUCGUGGCCAUGGUCCUGCCCGGCAGGUCCCUGGCCCUGCUGGCCACCCUCACCGUGGUGGGGACGGGCUUUGGCGCCUACAACAUGGCCAUCGCGGUGAUGAGUCCUUGCCCGCUGCUCCAGCAGUCCCAGUGGGGCGACGCCAUCAUU